Molecule: messenger RNA, 2318 nt
Organism: Alexandromys fortis (reed vole)
Lineage: Eukaryota; Metazoa; Chordata; Mammalia; Rodentia; Cricetidae
Product: cytochrome P450 2C11
Exons: 11
Coding region: 438-1985 (515 amino acids)
Biological process (GO): xenobiotic metabolic process
Cellular component (GO): intracellular membrane-bounded organelle; cytoplasm
Molecular function (GO): heme binding; iron ion binding; oxidoreductase activity, acting on paired donors, with incorporation or reduction of molecular oxygen, reduced flavin or flavoprotein as one donor, and incorporation of one atom of oxygen
Source: RefSeq, a predicted model, not a curated record
UUCAGACUAGGCUUUUCCGCAGAGCAAAGCCUGAGCAAGAUGGUGGAAUACUCAGCAAUUAGCAGGCUUUCCCCAAGAGAAUCAGCCAUCUGAGCAACUACUCACACAAGAAAACAGCGCCACAAGCGUUAAAGAAAUCAGUUUAGGUUGCAUGUUGGAAUCACCUGUGGUGAAGUCAAAACCAAAAAUCACAGUCUAUGGGUCCCACCCUGGGCCAGUUGUGACAGGCUUCCAGGGUGGAAUAGCAGUGUGUGAGAGUGAAGAACAGCUUCCGUUUGUAGUUUUCAGCGGGCCAGAGUCCACGAAGAAGACAGAUUAGAGUAAACCUCGCUGAUUGGUCGCUUGUGCCUCGGAGGCGCAUGUUGAGUUCGCAGCGAGCGUUAUAAAAGCUCUGGACUGCAAGCUCACGGGUGUCUCCCUGAGAAGAGAAGGCUGCCAUGGAUCUGGUCACAGUCCUGGUGUUCACUGUCUCCUGCCUGCUUCUCCUCUCACUCUGGAGACAGAACUCGGGGAGAGGGAAGCUCCCCCCUGGCCCCACUCCUCUCCCGUUUAUUGGAAACAUCCUGCAGAUAGACGUGAAGGACGUCAGCAAAUCCUUAACCAACUUCUCCAAAGUCUAUGGCCCUGUGUUCACUCUGCAUUUUGGCACGAAGCCCUCUGUGGUGCUGCAUGGCUAUGAAGCCGUGAAGGAGGCCCUUGUUAAUUUUGGAGAGGAAUUUUCUGGAAGAGGCAGUUUUCCAAUAUCUGAAAGAGUAAACAGAGGCCUUGGAAUCCUUUUCAGCAAUGGGAUGAAAUGGAGGGAGAUCCGGCGUUUCUCCAUCAUGACCCUGCGGAACUUUGGGAUGGGGAAGAGGAGCAUUGAGGACCGUGUACAGGAGGAAGCACGGUGCCUUGUGGAGGAACUGAGGAAAAGCAAAGAAGUCACUUGGGCCAGAUGUGUAAAUAAAGGCAGUGGACAUGAACAUAGCAUUUGGAUAGCCAUCCGGAAACAAGGAGCACCCUGUGACCCCACCUUCAUCCUGGGCUGUGCUCCCUGCAAUGUCAUCUGCUCCAUUAUUUUCCAGAAUCGUUUUGAUUAUAAAGAUCAGAGUUUUCUUAACUUGAUGGAAAAAUUUAAUGAAAAUCUCAGACUCUUGAGCACCCCAUGGAUACAGGUGUGCAAUACUUUCCCUGCUAUUAUUGAUUAUUUACCUGGAAGUCAUAACCAAGUACUUAAAAAUUUCUUCUAUGUAAAAAAUUAUGUUUUGGAGAAAGUGAAAGAACAUGAAAAAACACUGGAUAUGGCCAAUCCAAGGGACUUCAUUGAUUGUUUCUUGAUCAAAAUGAAACAGGAAAAGCACAAUCCAAAGUCUGAGUUUACCAUAGAAAACUUGGUGGCGACUGUAACUGACAUGUUUGGAGCCGGAACAGAAACAACAAGUACCACUUUGAGGUAUGGACUCCUGCUACUGAUGAAGCACACGGAUGUCACAGCUAAAGUUCAGGAAGAGAUAGAGCGUGUGGUUGGCAGAAACAGAAGCCCCUGCAUGCAGGACAGGAGCCACAUGCCCUAUACCGAUGCUGUAGUGCAUGAGAUCCAGAGGUAUAUUGACCUCAUCCCCACGAACCUGCCUCAUUCAGUGACUUGUGAUGUUAAAUUCAGAAACUACCUCAUCCCCAAGGGUACCACCGUAAUAACAUCACUGACAUCCGUGCUGUAUGAUGACAAAGAAUUUCCUAAUCCAGAGAAGUUUGACCCUGGUCACUUUCUGGACGAGAGUGGCAACUUUAAGAAGAGCGAUUACUUUGUGCCUUUCUCAACAGGAAAGCGGAUGUGUGCAGGAGAAGGCCUGGCUCGCAUGGAGCUCUUUUUGUUCUUCACUACCAUUUUACAGAAUUUUAACCUGAAGCCUCUGAUUGAUGUAAAGGAUAUUGAUACCACACCAAUUACCAGCGGAUUUGGUCAUGUGCCCCCUUCAUACCAGGCUUGUUUUAUUCCCGUGUAAAGGGCAGCCUCCUUAUGCUGUCAACGUGAAACUUCCGCAGGGUACGGUUUAUUUCACUCCUGGUAAUAUAGUUGUUUUCUCUCACAUUUCCCCAUUCCCUUGAGAUCCAGUGAGGCUCAGUAAGCAGAGUUCUCUGGGUCAAUACACAGAUCAAUGCUUUCAUCUCCUAUAUUACAUGGCACUUCCCUGCAAUACUUAUGUAGUGAGCAUUCAUAUUCAUGAUUCAGUUAACUAUUGAUAAUAUGAGUUUUAUUGUAAAACAGUAAAAUCUUUAUGACAAUCCAGAGCCAUCUGUCCCCUGCAUGUGCUGAAUAAAAACUAAUUUCUGGGGUG